AACAAGGUAUAAUUUUGAAAUAAAAAUUGUUUAAUGUAACUUCGAUAAAUGUUGGCAGUACUGGCUGAGCAAUGUAUUGUCAUUUGGUUGCUUGUUUUUACAACUAUGUCUGGAAAUUAGAGUAAAUUCGUCACACGUGAGAAAUAUAUUUAUUUGGAAAAAAUAUUUUCGUUGGCGGAAAAUGUUAGAGAUUAAUAAAACGGCACUGAGUAUCGCUGCUGGAGUAGCAGGCACUUUGUUUAUUGGAUAUUGCAUUUAUUUUGAUAAUAAACGCAGAAGUGAUCCUGAUUACAAAAGGAAAGUUCGAGAACGAAGAAGAAAGAAUCGCAAAACUGGUACCGCGAGAAGUGGACUUCCAAGUCUCAAUGACCAUGAAGCCAUUGAAAGAUAUUUCUUACAGGAAAUCCAAUUGGGUGAAACACUAAUCGCACGCGGGGAUUUCGAAAGCGGCGUUGAACACUUAGCGAAUGCAUUGGUUGUUUGUGGGCAACCGGCGCGAUUGCUGCAAGUGUUGCAAACCACACUUCCGGCCCAGGUAUUUGGUAUGCUUAUAAUGAAAAUGCAAGAGUUUGGGAAUAAAGCCAACAAUGAAAACAAUGAGACUCCAAAAAUUGCUACAUCCGACAAAAUUGCACCAGACAUGUCAUCGAUUGGCUUGGAGAGUUCUUCGGAUGCAGUAAUCAUUGACGAUUUGGAAUAACUUUAAUAAAUACCCUACAAAUGAAAAAUGCUUUUCACGAAAUUCUUACAAAUUUAAACAGUGAAAAAUUCAUAUUAAACAUUUUCCCCUUUGUAUAAUCAAUACAUGUGCGAAUUAUUAAAAUAAAUUUGUUAACGUUUGCUCGUGAGUGACAUGUAUAAUUAUCAAUAGAUCUCGAAAUAAUGUAAAUAUCGACUUUUGGGAAUUUUCCAUACGACAUUUAAAUGAAUGCUUAUAUUUGUCAUUAAAGAAAACCUCUGUCAAUUUCUGAUUCCAUGUAAUCAGUCAAGCCUUUCGAAGUAAAUA
Messenger RNA from Glossina fuscipes, 1006 nucleotides. RefSeq names its product mitochondrial import receptor subunit TOM20 homolog (gene Tom20). The record is from RefSeq and is a predicted model, not a curated record. Bases 182 to 700 code for a protein of 172 amino acids. Gene Ontology annotation, cellular component: mitochondrial outer membrane translocase complex; mitochondrial outer membrane. NCBI's taxonomy places the organism in Eukaryota, Metazoa, Arthropoda, Insecta, Diptera, Glossinidae. The transcript is spliced from 3 exons. Gene Ontology annotation, biological process: tRNA import into mitochondrion; protein targeting; protein import into mitochondrial matrix. Gene Ontology annotation, molecular function: transmembrane protein transporter activity.